This is a messenger RNA of Colletotrichum acutatum, 2324 nucleotides long. RefSeq lists its product as uncharacterized. Gene Ontology annotation, molecular function: carbohydrate:proton symporter activity. Gene Ontology annotation, cellular component: membrane. Bases 1 to 2229 code for a protein of 742 amino acids. NCBI's taxonomy places the organism in Eukaryota, Fungi, Ascomycota, Sordariomycetes, Glomerellales, Glomerellaceae. The record is from RefSeq and is a predicted model, not a curated record. The transcript is spliced from 6 exons. Gene Ontology annotation, biological process: carbohydrate transport; transmembrane transport.
AUGCCGAUUCGGCCUACUCGCCGUACCCAACGUCUCCCGUCCAACAUCCCAUUGCGGACCCUGCAGUCCCGGCCACAUCCAGACCAGCAAGAACAGGCGACGUCAUUGCUAGCAUCUGAUCGGGACGAUAACCACCACAGCGCCCGUGACCGUGAUCACCACAACCACCACCACACCUCCUCUUCCUCCCACCGCCAACACCACAACUUCGACAACGACAAACACAAUCAUCACGGCCACCCGUCAUCAGAGGACUCUCUCGGUUCCGAGUCCGAUUCCUGGACCGACACUGGGGACAUCGCCGACCUUAUCGACGACGAAGAUCCCCUUCGCACCCAACUGCCCAGCGACGUUGAUGACGAGCUGCUAGCCGGCGUUCACAAGAGAUACCCCUCCCACAAGUCUUCCAAGAAGAAGCGUGUUCGCAUACAAGAGUCUCCUAGUCGCCGCGAUAACUCCCAAACCCGUCGUGGAGGUGUUAAUAAGGAGGCAAUCGAGGUUCCCGACAUCGCCCAACCUCGUCCGACCCGCGCGCAGCGAGUCAUCGGCGCCAUCAUGCCGGGCGGUUCUUCUGUUCACGGCCUCACUGGCAAGGCCCUGAUCUAUUUCACGAGUAUCUUCGUCUCCCUGGGAGUCUUUUUAUUCGGCUAUGAUCAGGGUGUCAUGUCAGGCAUCAUCACGGGUGUCUUUUUCCGUAACUACUUCCAUCAGCCUUCCUCGGCCGAGAUUGGUACCAUGGUUGCUAUCCUCGAGGUUGGUGCCUUUAUCUCAUCUCUAGUCGUUGGCAAGGUUGGCGAUAUCAUCGGCCGGCGCAAGACUAUUCUAUAUGGCUCCAUGAUCUUCUUCGUUGGUGGUGCCUUGCAGACAUUUGCCAAUGGCAUGCCCAUGAUGAUGUUGGGCAGAAUCAUUGCUGGUCUGGGCGUUGGUGCUCUGUCUACCAUCGUCCCAGUGUAUCAGUCUGAGAUUUCCCCUCCCCACAACCGUGGAAAGCUUGCCUGCAUCGAGUUCUCCGGCAACAUCAUCGGCUACACCACCUCGGUGUGGGUCGACUACUUCUGCGGAUUCAUCGAAAGUGACAUGUCAUGGCGUAUUCCCCUUCUGAUGCAGUGCGUGAUGGGAGCCCUUCUGGGCAUUGGAAGCUUGGUCAUUGUAGAGUCUCCAAGAUGGCUCCUUGACAACGAUCACGACGAAGAAGGUAUUGUUGUCAUUGCCAACCUCUACGGCAAGGGUGACAUCCACAACCAAAAGGCCCGAGACGAGUACCGCGAAAUUAAGAUGAACGUGCUUCUGCAGCGACAGGAGGGUGAGAGGACAUACGCCGAGAUGUUCCGCAAGUACAGCACUCGUGUCUUCAUUGCCAUGUCGGCCCAGGGUCUCGCUCAGCUCAAUGGCAUCAACGUCAUCAGCUACUAUGCUCCUUACGUUUUUGAACAGGCAGGCUGGGUUGGUCACGAUGCCGUCCUCAUGGCUGGCGUGAACGGCAUUACCUAUCUUCUCUCGACUAUUCCCCCAUGGUACCUGGUUGACAGAUGGGGUCGCCGGCCCAUCCUGCUGAGCGGUGCCAUUGUCAUGUGUGUAUCACUGUCAAUGAUCUCGUACUGGCUCUACCUCGACAUCACCUAUACACCCACCCUGGUCGUCAUCUUUGUCAUGAUCUACAAUGCGGCUUUUGGAUACUCAUGGGGCCCGAUCCCUUGGCUCUACCCUCCGGAGAUCUUGCCUCUGAGCAUUCGCUCCAAGGGUGCCAGUCUGUCAACCGCAACCAACUGGGCGUUCAACUGGCUUGUCGGAGAAAUGACGCCCCUGCUGCAGGAGUGGAUCAAGUGGCGGUUGUACCUUCUGCACGCCUUCUUCUGUGCAGUCAGUUUCAUUGUUGUAUACUUCAUAUACCCCGAGACCUGCGGUGUCCGCUUGGAGGAGAUGGACUCGCUCUUUGGCGACGCCAGCACUGUCAUUGGAACACCAUCUCUGCAUGGCCGCGAGAACGACUCGCUCGUGCCCGGAUCGCCCAUCGGCUCCGAAUACCGGGGACGGCCCGGCAACUUUACUGCCAACAGCGCCAUUCCUGGCCUGUCUCUCGACCCUCCCGACAUUCCCGACGGCAAGGGCCAGGAUGGUGAGGCCAGCAGCACCAUUAGUGGAUGGGUAUCUAGAGUUGUUGGUCGCACUCGAGACCAGAGCAGCAGCGGCAGCGGUAGAUACGCUCCUCUGGGUACCCAGGAUGAUUGAGACGAGAUCGGCGCACAAGAGAAUCAACACGUUUAGACGGUAUUUUGCAUAUAGACGGCGGCAACUUUCUCCUCAGUGUCGCAGGCCUCCCGGAC